AUGUGCUGCCGCUACACAGAUUACCACCUCUGCGGACACCCCUACCGCGACCGCAACCUGCACACCACCCGUCUCGUGCCCUGCUCGCACUACAACCCUUCCCACGCCUGCCACCGCCGCCUGCCGGUUCACGCGGAACGGGGGUAUACCUACGAUUUGGUUUGUCCUAGUUGUUAUGAUGGAGGGAUUGGAGUGGGGAGUAAGCAUGUGAGGUGGGCUGAUUUGGGGUCUUCGUCGUCUUCUUCCCUAGGGUCGAGGACAGGGUUAUGGUAUCGGCCGUCGCCGUCGUCCUCUGGGUUAGGGUCGUCGGGGUCAGGGUCGUGGUCGAGCUUGGGGACCUUCGGGUCGGGGUCGUGGUAUAGGUCGUCUUCGUCGUCAUCAAGAUCGUCCCGGUCACCGGCACAAACACGUACCAGCAAGCUAGACGUGAACUUUGAUUGGGACUGGGAUAGAGGACGAAGCCGGUACCGCAGUGGGACAGGGAGAGACAGAAACAGAGAGAGAGACGGACUGGAUGUGAAGGUGCGGUGGUCGCCGCAUCACGAUAAGGAUGAUGAUUAUGAUAUCACGGCAAGCUACAGCAGGGACGGUACCCGCUGGUGGGACUGUGGGCUGGAGACGUCAUGGAGGUCGAAAUCCUGGUCGGGGUCGCGGCCGCGGUCGUAUGGGGGUAAGGGGGCUACCAGGCUGGGGGAUUGGGAUUGGGAUUGGGAUGGAGGUGAUUCGUGGGGGGCUAAGGUGAGGUAUCGGUCGCGGUGGUUGUGA
Dichotomopilus funicola is the source of this 765-nucleotide messenger RNA. RefSeq lists its product as uncharacterized. NCBI's taxonomy places the organism in Eukaryota, Fungi, Ascomycota, Sordariomycetes, Sordariales, Chaetomiaceae. The coding region runs from base 1 to 765 and encodes 254 amino acids. The transcript has a single exon. The record is from RefSeq and is a predicted model, not a curated record.